CGUCGUUCCCCAGCCUCCCGCCAGGGGGCGCCGCCGCGGCCAGCUCGCCGCCAACGGCGCCUGCGCUCUCCCGGGGCCUCAAUUCUGUCUCCACGGCCUUCCGGGCCUGGCGGUUUCUACUGCCGCCCACCAGAUAGUGCUUCCGGUGUGGAGGUCACGGACAAGAUGGUGCCCCCGGUGCAGGUCUCUCCGCUUAUCAAGCUCUGCCGCUACUCGGCCCUGUUCCUCGGCGUGACCUACGGAGCCAAGCGCUACAGUUACCUGCAACCUCUGGCGGAAGAGGACAGAAGGGUAGCAGCUGAGGAGAAAAAGAAGCAGGAUGAGCUGAAACGGAUCGAGAGAGAAUUGGCGGAAGCCCGGGACGACAGCAUACUGAAGUGAACCUGCUUCUGUUGAGUGGUGUGGACAAUAAAGCUUUCUGUUGUGCCUGAUGCUCUCCUUA
Manis javanica (Malayan pangolin) is the source of this 442-nucleotide messenger RNA. RefSeq names its product ATP synthase membrane subunit e (gene ATP5ME). The record is from RefSeq and is a predicted model, not a curated record. Gene Ontology annotation, biological process: proton motive force-driven ATP synthesis. Gene Ontology annotation, cellular component: proton-transporting ATP synthase complex. Gene Ontology annotation, molecular function: proton transmembrane transporter activity. NCBI's taxonomy places the organism in Eukaryota, Metazoa, Chordata, Mammalia, Pholidota, Manidae.